GCCGCCCGUCAGUUGAUCCGUGUGCUCGUACGUGGCCGGUUGUGUUGACUCUCCGCAGUGCGCUCCCAGUGUGUGUGUGUGUGAUCGAUCAUCUCUUCCAUUGCUCUUCAUCUGAAACCAAGCACUGCACCAAGAUGCUGCAAAACGUUCUCCGCCAGGUGGUCCGCUCGGUGGGCUCGAUCGGUACGCGAUCGUUUGCCAGCAGCUCGUUCGGCACGGCCAAGAGUGCCACCUCGCCCCUCACCUACCUGAGCGAGGACGAGAUGGUGAUGAAGGAAACGGUCGCCAAGCUGGCCCAGGAACAGAUUGCCCCGCUGGUGAAGAAGAUGGACGAGGAGCACCAGUUCGAUCCGUCUGUCGUGCGCGCCCUGUUCGACAACGGGCUGAUGGGGAUUGAGGUGAGCGACGAGUACGGGGGCAGUGCGUGUAACUUCAUGACCACCAUGCUGGUGGUGGAGGAGCUGUCCAAGGUGUGCCCGGCGACGGCCGCCUUCGUCGACAUCCACAACACGCUCGUCAACUCGCUCAUGAUCAAGCUCGGCACGGCGGAACAGAAGAGCAAGUACCUGCCCAAGCUCAGCCAGGAGUACAGCGGUAGCUUCGCCCUGUCCGAACCGUCGGCCGGGUCGGAUGCGUUCUCGCUGAAAACCACCGCCAAGAAGGACGGCAACCACUACAUCCUAAACGGCACGAAGAUGUGGAUCUCCAACUCGGACCUGUCGGGUGUGUUCCUGAUCAUGGCGAACGCGAACCCUUCGGCCGGCUACCGUGGCAUCACGACGUUCAUCGUGGAGCGCGAGUACGAAGGUUUCACCGUGGGCAAGAAGGAAAGCAAGCUGGGCAUCUGUGCGUCCGGUACCUGCACGCUGCACAUGGACAAUGUGCGCGUGCCGGAGGAGAACAUUCUCGGCGAGUUCGGCAAGGGGUACCAGUACGCGGCCGGCUUCCUGAACGAGGGCCGCAUCGGUAUCGGGGCGCAGAUGAUUGGGCUGGCCCAGGGCUGCCUGGACGCGACCAUCCCGUACCUGCUGGAGCGCAAACAGUUCGGCUCGGAUCUGUACUCGUUCCAGAGCAUGCAGCAUCAGAUCGCGACGAUCGCGACCGAGAUCGAGGCGGCUCGGCUGCUGACGUACAAUGCGGCCAGGUUGCAGGAGGCCGGCGCACCCUUCCUGAAGCAGGCCGCCAUGGCCAAGUAUUACGCGUCCGAGGUGGCCCAGCGCACGACGGUGAAGUGUAUCGAUUGGAUGGGCGGCGUCGGCUUUACGAAGGAUUUCCCGCAGGAGAAGUUCUACCGCGAUUGUAAGAUCGGUGCGAUCUACGAGGGCACGACCAACAUGCAGCUCAGCACGAUCGCGAAGGUCAUGAAGAAGGAGUACCAAUCGUAAGGUGGUGAUGGUAGGAGAUGAUGAAGGAGGAAGAGGAGGAGGAAGGGGAGGAGGAGGAGGAAAGCUCUCAAGAGAAUGAUUACGCAACUAUGUUCGCGCGGCGCCUCCACCGCGGGAUGAACGGUGUGUGUGUGUGUUUGUGUGUGUGAGUGUAUGAUGAGGGUUGUCUUGCAAGACGAGAACAUUCCGGUUCCAGCACCGCAGGCACACUCCACACACAAACACAUAAAGAUGGUAAAAAAGGGAGCAUAUAAUAAUAGUAAAGUCCGAUAUCAAAUUUUGUCUUCCGCGUAUGAUACGCACACACACACACAGAAUGUACGCCGCGUGGAUUUGUGUGUGUGUGCGCACAAAGAUAAUGCGCAUAAUCUAGCAUAGAAAACAACACCCUGCUUGCUACUAUUAUCUGCACAAGGGCGUAAGGCAUUAUGUGGCCAUAGCGAACUACGAAAGUUUGUGAAAAAUUGUGAGAAAAAAAAUGCAUUUAUUAUGUUAAGAGCAAAGACAAACAACAGCACAGUACUAUUACGACUAUACGUAGAAAGAGAAAAGGUACACGUGGCGACUUUUUCGUGGGACGAAUGGACGGACACGGACACGACUGGGACUUGUAGGGCUAGGCAUUAAGGCAGUAUGUGAGCGAAGCAAUAUUUAGGCACACCAACAACGAAAUCCUGUAAAACAUUCCAAGAGUGUUACGAUUGAGCAGCAACUCUUUAAAUACAGCAUUACAAACAAAACAAAAAAACAACGCGAAAAUGAAGUUGCUAACAGAGGUUUGUAGCUUAUGUAUGGGGAAGAACCCGCUGCGGUUUAGUGGCGGCAUAAUAGUAUAAAGGCUGUUCCAUUCCGGCAUUACUUUCGAUUGCGAAGUAAAUAAAGUUGUCUGUCGAGAUAUAUAAAAAAGAGA
Messenger RNA from Anopheles arabiensis, 2295 nucleotides. Its product is annotated as short/branched chain specific acyl-CoA dehydrogenase, mitochondrial. Gene Ontology annotation, cellular component: mitochondrion. The record is from RefSeq and is a predicted model, not a curated record. Lineage: Eukaryota; Metazoa; Arthropoda; Insecta; Diptera; Culicidae. Gene Ontology annotation, molecular function: flavin adenine dinucleotide binding; acyl-CoA dehydrogenase activity. Bases 135 to 1385 code for a protein of 416 amino acids. The transcript has a single exon.